UCCGGAAGUAAUCAGUGUAAGCAACAGAGCGCAGCUGUUUUGGUGUUAGAGUUGCAAGAGGCAGCUUCCGUCACCUUCUUCUCUCAUAACUCCAGUUUAUAUCUGAUUCCAGACGCAUUCUCACCGCUUAGUUGCUCUUUACUGGCGGCCAGCGCUGUUUGCUGCUGUUUGUGCCCGGUGUUCGGCGCUGUUCCUUGGCUAUUUUCCCCAGCAGCAGGAAUGGUAUUGUCAACAUCUCAACAAGUCGCCCUGGCGUUCACGGCGGUGCUCUUCACGUUUGUCGUCCUGCCGAGGUUGUUCGGUGUCGGCGGGGGGACGGCGGCGAAGGAAACCAAAUCUGACCAUCGCUACAACAGAAAAGGUCCAGGCCCUGGAGCAUCCAGGGGCCAGCCCAUCAACGUGAGCCCCCCCGGCUCCCACCAGAGCGCCGACAACAUCCAGCAGAUGAAGAAGCGCCUGGAGCAGGAGAUGAAGAGCGACAAGUACAAGUCCAACAACAACAAAGGCUACGUGUUCACCCUGAUGCCCCUCUAUGCCAUCGGAGUGGGCGUGUUUGCAGCAUACAAGUUUCUGAAGAUCAAGUCUUCAGAUAACAAAACACAAAAGGAUAAGUUCGCUAAGGGGGCCAAAAAGUCAGCAGAGGCAGAGAACCAGUUAAAUGAACUGGAACAAAGGCUGGCACAGACGGAGAGGAUGCUCAACUCCAUCCUCACCCAGCUGGACCCGCUCACUAACUGCGUGAAAUCCGUUGCCCAGGAGCAGAAGAACGAGAUUAUGUCUCAGCUGCAGACCAUCCGCUACCUGAUGAAGAAGAGAGGAAUGGACUGUCCGCCGCUGAGCGCCAAUGACGUUUCCCGCGGCCGGAACCUGGACGAGCUGAUCGAGUCGAUCGGAGCCAGCCAGACCCCCACGGCGGCGGACGCACAGCCCUCUCCCGACUCUUUGGAGGCUCCAAAGGAAGCUGCAGACGGCAGGGAUGAGGCGGCGGCGCAAGGCAAGGAGACGAUGGAGCUCCAACCGGCAGAGUCUGCUGAAGAAGAAGAAGAAGAAGAAGAAGCGGAGGAGGAAGAAGAAGCGGAGGCGGAUGAUAAAGGGGAAGACGAGGUGGAAGAUUCAGAGUGUUCUUCAUCAUGCAAGACAAACAUUGAGCAGGUGUGUUCAGAGCAGCCUGGAACCGGCCUCAGGAGGCGCAACAGGCCUGAAUGAACUCUCCACCAGGAGGCAGCAAUGUGACAGUUUACUAGGAAUAUUUAUUAUCUGAAAGGCUUCCACGACUCACGCAGUCAUGACAUAAAACGUAAACCUGAAACGGAUCUGUUUGCAUGUUCUAGUCGCUAAGGACAGCAAAGAGCUGCUGCUGGGGGACGCUAAGCUACGCUAGGCUAGCUAGAGAUAAAAUAUGUUUCUAGAUCUCGGUGUUCUCCAGGCGAAUAACUAAAAAUUUGAAUGUAAUCAAAAACAUAAUUUGGUAAAACAAAACAAAAAAAAAAGAUUCAUUUACACGCAAUGGUACAUUUAAAGGGUUUAUUUUUGUUUGUUUUGGGGAUUGUGGCCUCUAGCUAAUGAAAACCUGAAAUACAGCUAAUUAUCAGAUUAAAUUUUUUUCUUACAGCCAGCUGAAAACACACAAAUAAGAAAAACCUGGUAAAAGCGCAUACAGGGUCAGUGCAACCCCCGCCUGACCGCGCACAGGGUACAGAGCUUGUGGGGUCCCAAUGUUAUCUUUAGACUGCAGGAGGGUUAAAAGGUUACGUGCCUCUUUGUUUUUUCCUACAGUUUUUCAUUCCACUCAACCUUCCAAUAAUGCACUUUGUACAGCCUGUAACAUAUUUGCCGGCAUUUGUUGUUUAAUGCAGAAUUAAGUGGAGUUUCCUUUAGAGAGGAUAAACUCUCAAAGAACCUUGAAUUAUGAGUCACAACAGUUAAUUUCCUUUUGGGAUCAAUAUGGUGGUCCAGUUGAGACGUUUCCAUGACAACACGGCAGCAUAAUCUUUUUCAAAUAUUGCAUUGAUUUUAUUUAAUUAGAGCAGGUGGAAUGGCAACGAAGUUGGCAGCAGCUGGACGCCAUAAUCGGCAAAAUGAAUCAUGCACUUUUUAAAGAUAUUCCGACCUGAGUUACAUCUGGUACUGUAAUAAGACCAGCAAUGCAGACUAUAUUCCACUCACAUCACCAUUUAUCUAAGGAUAUCAACACCUGUGUGUUCUUGAGAACCAUUUUCUCCAUGAAACGGAAAAGGGCGGAGGGGAGUUUUAAAGGUUUAUAGAGCAGCAUUUGUUUGUCCGUGUGAAGGCAUGCAGACAGAGCCGCUUGAACUUCUCACUUUUUUCACCUCUCAUCAGUUUUCUUUUCACAACUGUCUGAAUGUUGAAGCCAAACUGUUAUGCAGAAGCUUAGUGUUUCCUUGCCUCGUUGAACACUUCUCAGCUCCAACAGCAGCAGCCUAACCCUGCAGACAGACACACCCAAGAUGUACAGAAGUACGAGUAAUGCAGCCCCCCCCCAGCCUGUUGCUGUCUGCUAGCUGAA
Molecule: messenger RNA, 2527 nt
Organism: Poecilia reticulata (guppy)
Lineage: Eukaryota; Metazoa; Chordata; Actinopteri; Cyprinodontiformes; Poeciliidae
Biological process (GO): synaptic transmission, cholinergic; protein localization to cell surface
Cellular component (GO): neuron projection; neuronal cell body; intracellular membrane-bounded organelle
Source: RefSeq, a predicted model, not a curated record